AUGGCGGGUCUCUAUAAAGGUGUACGGGCUCAUAUUUUAAACCAAAAUCCUCUCGCAUUUUUUGUUCCAUGUGCCGCAUAUAGCCUUAACCUUUGUCUCGAGGAUGCUGGAGGAAGUUCUUCUCAGGCUCAAUUGUUUUUUAGAAUGAUUGAAAAGAUUUAUGUUUUAUUUUCAGCAUCAAUAAACAGUUGGACAAUUUUAAAAAAUCAUUGUCAUAAACUUUUUAUUAAAAAAUGGGCAGAAACCCGAUGGGACAGUCGUGUGAACGCUGUGAAAGCCAUCCGAUUUCAAUUAAACGAAGUUGAAGAAGCUUUAGAGGAGAUUUCGGAUACAACAAAAGAUUUAAAAAUAAAAAGUGAAACACAUUCUUUAGCCAAAGAAAUAUGUAGCUAUGAAUUUAUUUUAAGUUUGAUAAUAUGGUAUGAUAUUUUAUGUGAAAUAAAUAUUGUAAGUAAGAGUCUACGGUCAGUAACAAUUGAUUUAGAUGUUUCAGCAAGUCUGCUAAAUAGUUUAAUUAUUUUUUUUGGAAAACUACAAAGAAAUGGAUAUAUAUUAGCUAAGUUUAAAGCAGAAGAAAUAAUAUCACCAAAGGGAAUUGAAACAAAGUUUAAAAAAAAUAGAAUUAGAAAAAAAACCAAAAUGUUUGAUUAUGAGAAUUUAGAUGUUUCUUUGGCUAACGAGGAAGAAAAUUUCAGAGUGAAGUACUUUUUAGUGUUAGUUGACCAAACGCUGGUAUCAGUUAAAAAAAGAUUUGAACAAAUAACAAACUACAAUGAACAAUUUGGAUUUUUGUACAAAAUUGGUCAGUUGAAAAAUAUGAGGGAAGAUGAGUUAUUUAAACAUUGUCAAGAUUUACAAAUGACACUAACAGAUGGUAAAUCCAGAGAUAUCUAA
Molecule: messenger RNA, 894 nt
Organism: Macrosiphum euphorbiae (potato aphid)
Lineage: Eukaryota; Metazoa; Arthropoda; Insecta; Hemiptera; Aphididae
Source: the annotation of a GenBank genome assembly